Messenger RNA from Aspergillus eucalypticola CBS 122712, 1316 nucleotides. RefSeq names its product HNH endonuclease signature motif containing protein. The transcript is spliced from 3 exons. Lineage: Eukaryota; Fungi; Ascomycota; Eurotiomycetes; Eurotiales; Aspergillaceae. The record is from RefSeq and is a predicted model, not a curated record. The coding region runs from base 234 to 1199 and encodes 321 amino acids.
CUCAAGACUCGGAGGAUACUCUCGGACAACGCUUGCUGGGUAUCGAAUCAUUAAGGAUUGUUGAGAAGUGGUUACAACGCGAUCCAAACUCCGCAUCUAAGCGAAACUCCGUCAUCCCGUCGCCGUCUAAUGCACAAGCAAUAGCCUCCAUUCACACAUCACCAACCGUGUCUGCCCCAACCAGAGGCAUCGGAUCUACUACCUCUCCAGAUACUCGACGAGGGCUGACACUCAUGACAACCAAUCUGGACACAAGCGAACGCAAUGAAUUGAGAAGCUCCCCUGCGGAGCCUAUUCCCUCAAACCCAUCCACACCAGUGCGCACACCGAAAAAGCGACCGGGUGAGCCGCUGGACUCACCUGUAUCCAGUAAAAGGGCGAGGAGGGAUGGUGCAUGCAGAAAGACUUGCCUUGAACGGGACCGGUCUUGUAUCCUAACCGCGGCACCUGCAGAUAUCUGCGACGUGGCUCACUUGUAUCCCUUUUCGUUGCGUGAUGAAGAGACCGCAUCAACUGGAUUGUUCUGGUCUACUCUUCGGAGCUUCUGGUCCGAAGAAAGAGUGAAUCAGUGGCACAAGGCGGUAUUCUCUGAUGUGAGAGGUACAGAGAAGCCGGAGAACUUGGUCCUUCUAAACCCACUAGCGCAUCGCCUCCACUCCAAGGCACUAUUUGCCUUGGAACCAUGCGGGGUCAACGAGGAGAAGACCGAGCUGAAAGUUAAGUUCUGGUGGCUGAAGCCGUCGAGGUCGGAGGGACCUACCAUUCUUUACGAGAUUCCGGAACUCCCGGCCAACUACGAUCCUGAGUCGGGAGGCAUAUGCCUCUACAAUCCAUCGAACCACCAAACCAUCAAGUCUGGGGACUGCAUUGUAGUGAAGACACUAGAUCCGGUGCUAUUUCCUCUACCUGAUACCAGGAUCCUGGAGAUGCAAUGGCUUCUCCAGCGGCUUGCCGCACUUAGCGGAGCCGCAGAGCCUGGGGAGUUGGAUGACAACGACAAUGACGACGAUGAGGGUAUGGAUGACUUUGGUUUCCAGCUCAUGUCAGCUCUGCAAUCCUCAAGCUUGGCACACCGAUCUGAAUCUUCCCCUCCAUCGUCGUUGAGCGAUGGAUCAGUGUCCACGGUGAAGCACGGCUCGCAAGUCCCGGCCACCGCAGCCGAUACAGAGACCGACAACCUUGCUUAUGAUGACUCCUAGGUAUGGAUACUGAACCGGCCUGUUCCUGACACUGACUUCCUUUUCCGUGGCCCUAAAUUGACAUGAUUUACCCAAACUUACUAAGCUAUCUGCAUUCUUUCUUCCCUUGAAUCGUGC